CCCCCCCGCUCCCAGUUUCGAAGCCAUUUUGGACACACAUCACACUAACAUGCACGUAAACCCCGGGCGACCUCGCGACGCUGCGCUUCCAACCACAACCACUCUUCACGCUUGUGCACCGCCAGAGGGAACGAUAAACGCUCCUUUCUCCUUCAGCGUUCUUUUUUUCUGAAGCCAUGUGGGACUGAACGAGCAAACACGGCGGCUCGACUAAUCUGCCCCCUUGUCUUUUCUUCUCGGUGGUGGUGGUGGUGGUGGUGAUUGGUGGUGUGGCGACGGCGGCGGCGGCGGCGCUUACGAGCCGCGGAAGGCUUUAGCUUAGAGGGGGGCCUGCGGUCGGUUAGACUCCGCCGGGGCUGAGGGGUGGAUGUGCGGGACCGAACCAAAACGGUGGACCUCCGUGGUGGUGUUUUUGAAGACGGAACAUGUCUUUCUCGUGGCUGACUUGUUCACUUCUGCUGGGAACUUUAUGCGCAGGGUACAGCGUCGGCGAGGCGGAGACGCGUGAAUGCGUGUUCUACAAUGACAACUGGCGCGCCGAGAAGACCAACCAGAGCGGCUUUGAGCGCUGCGACGACAAGGACAAAGACAAGGACAAGCGGCUGCACUGCUACGCGUCCUGGCUCAACUCCUCAGGGACCAUCAAGUUGGUAAAGAAAGGCUGCUGGCUGGACGAUUUCAACUGCUAUGACAGGCAAGAGUGCGUCUCCAUGGACGAGAACCCUCAGGUCUUCUUCUGCUGCUGCGAGGGCAACUACUGCAACGAGCGCUUCACCCACCUCCCCGACUUGAUCGGCAUCGGCAACCGAGUCAAAAUCCGGCCCCCGCCCCGAGUGCCGUCCAUGCUGAAUGUGCUCGUCUACUCCCUGCUGCCGCUCUGCGUGCUCUCUUUGGCAAUCAUCUUGGCCCUGUGGAUGUACCGUCACCGCAAACCUCCUUACGGCCAUGUGGACCUGAGCGAGGACCCUGGACCCACCCCCCCAUCACCCCUGGUGGGCCUGAAGCCCCUGCAGCUGCUGGAAAUCAAAGCCAGGGGACGCUUUGGUUGUGUUUGGAAAGCCCAGCUCAUGAGCGAAUAUGUCGCAGUCAAGAUCUUCCCUGUACAGCAGGAUAAGCAGUCAUGGCAAAACGAGCGGGACAUCUUCCUGACACCGGGCAUGCGCCACGAGAAUAUCCUCCGAUAUAUCGCCGCUGAGAAGCACGGCAGCAACUUGGAGACGGAACUGUGGCUCAUCACAGAGUUCCACGAGAGAGGUUCUCUGACUGACCACCUCAAGGGCAACACUGUGACUUGGGGGGAGCUGUGCCUCAUCGCCGAGACUAUGUCCCGCGGCUUAGCCUACCUCCACGAGGACAUUCCUAGCAACAAGGGAGAAGAGCCCAAACCCACCAUCGCGCACAGGGAUUUCAAGAGUAAGAAUGUUAUGCUACGAAGUGACCUGACCGCAGUCAUCGGAGACUUUGGACUUGCUGUACGCUUUGAACCAGGGAAACCUCCAGGAGACACUCAUGGGCAGGUGGGUACGCGACGCUACAUGGCACCUGAGGUGUUGGAAGGAGCCAUCAACUUCCAGCGAGACUCCUUCCUGAGGAUCGACAUGUACGCCAUGGGUCUGGUGCUUUGGGAACUGGUGUCCCGUUGCAACGAAACGGAUGGUACGGUGGGUGAAUACCUUCUGCCGUUUGAGGACGAAAUAGGGCAGCAUCCAAGCCUGGAGGAUCUGCAGGAUGUGGUUGUGCACAAGAAAAUGCGGCCAGUCAUCAAAGACUGUUGGCUCAAACAUCCGGGUCUGAGCCAACUGAGCGAGACCAUCGAGGAAUGUUGGGACCACGACGCCGAGGCCCGCCUGUCGGCCGGCUGCGUGGAGGAGCGCAUCGGCCAGAUCGCCAGGACCACCGGCAGCACUACCUCAGACGGUCCCGUCUCCAUCGUCACGUCGCUCACCAACGAGGACCUACCUCCCAAAGAGUCCAGUACCUGAACACGGGCAGUGCUCCUGACUUUUUUUUUUUUUUAAUUUGAUUUUUCAAACACAAACUCAGUGGAUCUCGGUGAAUAUUUAAUAACAUGCAGCUGCUAUUUUAUCCCCAUACUGGUAUUUUUUUUCCUGGGGCAUCGGAUCUUAUUAACACAUUCAUCUGCUGUAGUUUGGAUGUAGUAUAUAAGCUAUGCGACAGGCAACACUAAAAGUCGUUAUUACCUCAUGUAUUUUUUUUUCUUUUUGUUAAUUACCUCAUUUUUUU
This is a messenger RNA of Hippocampus comes (tiger tail seahorse), 2244 nucleotides long. RefSeq names its product activin A receptor type 2Ba (gene acvr2ba). Gene Ontology annotation, cellular component: activin receptor complex; plasma membrane. The record is from RefSeq and is a predicted model, not a curated record. Bases 426 to 1982 code for a protein of 518 amino acids. The transcript has 11 exons. Gene Ontology annotation, biological process: activin receptor signaling pathway; cellular response to growth factor stimulus; protein phosphorylation. Lineage: Eukaryota; Metazoa; Chordata; Actinopteri; Syngnathiformes; Syngnathidae. Gene Ontology annotation, molecular function: activin binding; ATP binding; activin receptor activity.